CUAGCAUCCUUCCCCCAAUCCCCUCAGGCUCGGCUGCGCCGGGGGCCGCGGGCCGGUUCCUGAGGUGGCCCAGGGGCCCUCCCGCCGCCGGCGCCGCCCGGGCCGUCCCUCCCCGCCGCCCCCCGCCCUCCGCCUCCGCCUCCCCCCGCCCUCCGCCUCUCUUCCCCCUCCCCGCCCAGCAGCGGUCGCUCGGGCCCCGGCUCUCGGUUAUAAGAUGGCGGCGCUGAGCGGCGGCGGCGGCGGCGGUGGCGCGGAGCAGGGCCAGGCUCUGUUCAACGGGGACAUGGAGCCCGAAGCCGGCGCCGCGGCCUCUUCGGCUGCGGACCCUGCCAUUCCCGAGGAGGUGUGGAAUAUCAAACAAAUGAUUAAGUUGACACAGGAACAUAUAGAGGCCCUAUUGGACAAAUUUGGUGGGGAGCAUAAUCCACCAUCAAUAUAUCUAGAGGCCUAUGAAGAAUACACCAGCAAGCUAGAUGCCCUCCAACAGAGAGAACAACAGUUAUUGGAAUCCCUGGGGAAUGGAACUGAUUUUUCUGUUUCUAGCUCUGCAUCAACGGACACCGUUACAUCUUCCUCCUCUUCUAGCCUUUCAGUGCUACCUUCAUCUCUUUCAGUUUUUCAAAACCCCACAGAUGUGUCACGGAGCAAUCCCAAGUCACCACAGAAACCUAUCGUUAGAGUCUUCCUGCCUAAUAAACAGAGGACAGUGGUACCUGCAAGAUGUGGAGUUACAGUCCGGGACAGUCUAAAGAAAGCUCUGAUGAUGAGAGGUCUAAUCCCUGAGUGCUGUGCUGUUUACAGAAUUCAGGAUGGAGAGAAGAAACCAAUUGGCUGGGACACUGAUAUCUCCUGGCUCACCGGAGAGGAAUUGCAUGUAGAAGUGUUGGAAAAUGUUCCACUUACAACUCACAACUUUGUACGGAAAACGUUUUUCACCUUAGCAUUUUGUGACUUUUGUCGAAAGCUGCUUUUCCAAGGUUUUCGCUGUCAAACGUGUGGUUAUAAAUUUCACCAGCGUUGUAGUACAGAGGUUCCACUGAUGUGUGUUAAUUAUGACCAACUUGAUUUGCUGUUUGUCUCCAAGUUCUUUGAACACCACCCAAUACCACAGGAGGAGGCCUCCAUAGCAGAGACUGCCCUAACGUCUGGAUCGUCCCCUUCUGCGCCCCCCUCCGAUUCUACUGGGCCCCAAAUUCUCACCAGUCCGUCUCCUUCAAAAUCCAUUCCAAUUCCACAGCCUUUCCGACCAGCAGAUGAAGAUCAUCGAAAUCAAUUUGGACAGCGAGACCGGUCCUCAUCAGCUCCAAAUGUGCAUAUAAAUACAAUAGAACCUGUCAAUAUUGAUGACUUGAUUAGAGACCAGGGGUUUCGUAGUGAUGGAGCCCCUUUGAACCAGCUGAUGCGUGGUCUUCGGAAAUACCAAUCCCGGACUCCCAGUCCCCUCCUACAUUCUGUCCCCAGUGAAAUAGUGUUUGAUUUUGAGCCUGGCCCAGUGUUCAGAGGAUCAACCACAGGCUUGUCUGCCACCCCCCCUGCCUCAUUGCCGGGCUCUCUCACUAAUGUAAAAGCAUUACAGAAAUCUCCAGGGCCUCAGCGGGAAAGGAAAUCUUCUUCAUCCUCAGAAGAUAGGAAUCGAAUGAAAACACUUGGUAGAAGGGAUUCAAGUGAUGAUUGGGAGAUUCCUGAUGGGCAGAUCACAGUGGGACAGAGAAUUGGAUCCGGGUCAUUUGGGACAGUCUACAAGGGAAAGUGGCAUGGUGAUGUGGCAGUGAAAAUGUUGAAUGUGACAGCACCCACACCUCAGCAGUUACAGGCCUUCAAAAAUGAAGUAGGAGUACUCAGGAAAACUCGGCAUGUGAACAUCCUGCUCUUCAUGGGCUAUUCAACAAAGCCCCAGCUGGCUAUUGUCACCCAGUGGUGUGAGGGCUCCAGCUUAUACCACCAUCUCCACAUCAUCGAGACCAAAUUCGAGAUGAUCAAGCUGAUAGAUAUUGCUCGGCAGACUGCGCAGGGCAUGGAUUACUUACACGCCAAGUCAAUCAUCCACAGAGACCUCAAGAGUAAUAAUAUUUUUCUUCAUGAAGACCUCACAGUAAAAAUAGGUGAUUUUGGUCUAGCCACAGUGAAAUCUCGAUGGAGUGGGUCCCAUCAGUUUGAACAGUUGUCUGGAUCCAUUUUGUGGAUGGCACCAGAAGUAAUUCGAAUGCAAGAUAAAAACCCAUAUAGCUUUCAGUCAGAUGUAUAUGCAUUUGGGAUUGUUCUAUAUGAAUUGAUGACUGGACAGUUACCUUAUUCAAACAUCAACAACAGGGACCAGAUAAUUUUUAUGGUGGGACGAGGAUAUCUUUCUCCAGAUCUCAGUAAGGUACGAAGUAACUGUCCGAAAGCCAUGAAGAGAUUGAUGGCAGAGUGCCUAAAAAAGAAAAGAGAUGAGAGGCCACUGUUUCCCCAAAUUCUUGCCUCUAUUGAGCUGCUGGCCCGCUCAUUGCCAAAAAUUCACCGCAGUGCAUCAGAACCCUCCUUGAAUCGGGCUGGCUUCCAGACAGAGGAUUUUAGUCUCUAUGCUUGUGCUUCUCCAAAAACACCCAUCCAGGCAGGGGGAUAUGGUGCGUUUCCCGUCCACUGAGAUAAGUUAGAUGAGUGCGCGAGUGCAGGGGGCUGGGGCCAAGGAGGUGGAAAUGUGCGUGCUUCUGUACUAAGUUGGAUAGCAUCUUCUUUUUUAAAAAAAGAUGAACCAAAGAAUGUGUAUGUUUUUAAAGACUAGAUAUAAUUAUUUCCUGAUCUAAAAUGUAUACUUAGCUUUGGAUUUUCAAUAUCCAAGGGUUUUCAAAAUGCACAGACGUUGCUGAACAUUUGCAGUACCUCUUCUGGAGGCUUUACUUCCUGUUACAAAUUGGUUUUGUUUACUGGCUUAUCCUAAUUAUUAAACUUCAAUUAAACUUUUCUCCUGCA
This is a messenger RNA of Herpailurus yagouaroundi (jaguarundi), 2952 nucleotides long. RefSeq names its product B-Raf proto-oncogene, serine/threonine kinase (gene BRAF). Gene Ontology annotation, cellular component: plasma membrane; mitochondrion; cytosol. The record is from RefSeq and is a predicted model, not a curated record. Bases 215 to 2626 code for a protein of 803 amino acids. Gene Ontology annotation, biological process: protein phosphorylation; MAPK cascade. Gene Ontology annotation, molecular function: ATP binding; MAP kinase kinase kinase activity. Lineage: Eukaryota; Metazoa; Chordata; Mammalia; Carnivora; Felidae. The transcript is spliced from 19 exons.